Molecule: messenger RNA, 1011 nt
Organism: Rhipicephalus microplus (southern cattle tick)
Lineage: Eukaryota; Metazoa; Arthropoda; Arachnida; Ixodida; Ixodidae
Product: transposable element P transposase
Source: RefSeq, a predicted model, not a curated record
UUGGACCCUGUAUCGUCGCGGCUUUGUGAGGACCACUUCACUGCGGACCAAUUCGAGCCGAUACUGCUGCGCAAGUUUGGUACUAAAAAGUUGAAGAGAGACGCGGCGCCUACGAUCUUCAGUCAAGAGCAUUUGCAAACGUCAGAAUGCAAUGAUUCAGCCCGCUCAUCUUGUGGCCUUAAUCUACUACUAACAGCAGCUGCUCUUGUUGAUGAAGCCAAAGAGACACACUGCCCAUCAGCUACGAAUGUGCUUCUGACACCAGCUGCUGUUGAUGGCUAUGGAGCCAACAGUGAUGCCACUCAAGCAGGGUUAGGUUCUUCACAAGGUCACACUGCCACUGAUUCAGCACCAUCGGAUUUUCCAGAAGAUGCACCUUCAAGUUCCGAAUGUGACGCACUGCCAGCUUGUUCAACAGCUUGUUCAGCAGGUGUGGAAACCACCCAUGAAUCGAGCUGCCAGCCAUUUCAAGCUUUGACGGUGCCUGUUGAGUCUCAGCAGAACUUUUGUGCUGCCUGUGGAGGAUUUCUGUCUGCUGAGGGCACAGCUGAUGUCACCGGCUCCAGUUCAAGUAGUUGGGAUGCUGAUCAAGCAGUAGUAGCUGCCCUUCACAAAAGAAUAGCUACAUUGGAAGAGUGCUUGAACAACAUGAAGCGGAAAGUUGCUACACUGCAACAACAGAAAAGCAGAGCAAACCGUAGAAACCAUGAACUCACGCGAAACAUCAAGAAGUACCUGUCACCAGAUCAACUGCAAGGCAUGUGGACUUCCAGUAUGCGAGGGAAGCAAUGGUCUACAGAGACUAUACAGAAAGGCCUCAAGCUCCGUUUGGCAUGUGGAUCCAGAGGCUACAAUGCGGUCAGGGAGCUUGCUGUACCCCUUCCGAGUGAAAGAACUUUACAACGUCGUGUUGAAAACUACAAGUUCUCACCAGGAAUUCUACAUGAGGUUCUGAAGUCCCUUGCUUUAAAGGUGAAAGGAUGGUGUAGCUGAAUAUAUUUGUUACAUUUA